Peronospora matthiolae is the source of this 246-nucleotide messenger RNA. NCBI's taxonomy places the organism in Eukaryota, Oomycota, Peronosporomycetes, Peronosporales, Peronosporaceae. The record is from the annotation of a GenBank genome assembly.
AUGGAUCUGAUGGAUGGAUUCUAUCAGAUCCUCGUGCGUGAACGAGACAACGCGUACACAGCAGUGAGCACCCCCAGUGGUAUGCUCUGGGAGUGGCUAGUGAUGCCACAGGGGCUAAGUAACGCCUCUGAAACGUUCAACAGAUGUGCUACGAAUCAGUUGCGAUCGGUUCGAGACUUUGCACCGAUUUACUAUGACGAUGUCUGUGUCCAUAGCCAGGCUAUGGGUGGAAAGACGGACGUGUAG